CGUCAAAAUAAAACCGAUCGAGCCGAUGAGCAUUCUUCUGCACGUGUGUUCGGGCUGGUGUUCGCGAAUUCGCGAAUAUUUCCUAGAUUUUCCGGUGAUUUCGUCUCAAAAGUUACAUUAUUCGUCGUGUUUUUGAAGCAGUUUACAAGAUUCCAUAAUGGGCAAGAAAAAUAAGCUGAAAAACAAAGGGGGAACCCAAAGUGUGGCAACACCGACUCAGAAUGGGAAAGCUUCCGUUGAGGAUUUAGAGGAAAACUUCGAGCUAGAGACAGAAUCCUCCAAAGUGGACAAAAAGAAAAAUAAGCGCAAAAACAAGGAAGCCGUUGCUGGAGCAUUUGUAAAAAGGCCAAAACACAGUGACGAGGAAGAUGCCGAAACAGCGGAACAAGACGAUAACGCUGACGAAAAUGGCGUUGAAGAGGACUCGGAAGCUGCUGUGGUGGGAGGGGGAAGUGCAUAUGAAAUCCUGCUUGGUAAUCAGGAGUUCGAAACGCUUCGCGGCAAGGUAUCGGAUAACACGCUGAAGGCGAUCGCCGAAAUGGGUUUUACCAAGAUGACAGAGAUUCAAGCCAAAGCCAUUCCACCGCUCCUGGAGGGACGUGAUCUAAUUGGUUCGGCCAAGACGGGUAGCGGAAAAACGUUGGCAUUUUUGAUUCCGGUCGUGGAGUUGAUCAACAAGCUGCAGUUCAAACCGCGGAACGGUACCGGAGUGAUUAUCAUUUCGCCCACACGCGAACUGGCCAUGCAGAUUUUCGGGGUACUGAAAGAACUGAUGGCACACCAUCAUCAUACGUAUGGGCUGCUGAUGGGCGGAGCUAGUCGGCACACGGAGAACGAAAAACUAGGAAAAGGAUUAAACAUUGUGGUGGCCACUCCGGGUCGGCUGCUCGAUCAUCUGAAGGGGACACCCAAUUUCCUGUUCAAGAAUUUACAGUGCUUGGUCAUAGACGAGUGCGAUCGUAUUCUUGAGAUUGGAUUCGAGGAAGAUAUGAAACAGAUUAUCAGUAUCCUUCCGAAAAAACGCCAGACCAUGCUGUUCUCAGCAACGCAAACCUCGCGAACAGAAGAACUAGGAAAACUUGCGUUGAAAUCGGAGCCCAUCUAUGUCGGGGUGGAUGAUCACAAAACGGAAGCAACUGUUACCGGGCUGGAGCAGGGCUACAUUGUUUGUCCCUCGGAGAAACGCUUGCUGGUGCUGUUCACCUUCCUGAAGAAGAACCGCAAGAAGAAGGUCAUGGUUUUCUUCUCGUCAUGUUUGUCCGUCAAGUACCAUCACGAGCUGUUCAACUAUAUUGACCUCCCGGUGAAUUCGAUUCAUGGCAAACAAAAGCAAGCCAAGCGAACGUCGGUGUUUUUCCAGUUCUGCAAUGCGGAAUCAGGUAUCCUGCUGUGUACGGAUGUGGCCGCUCGUGGUUUGGAUAUUCCGGCCGUUGAUUGGAUUGUGCAGUACGACCCUCCAAAUGACACCAAGGAGUACAUCCAUCGCGUCGGUCGUACGGCCCGUGGUGAAAACAUUUGCGGCCAUGCAUUGCUGCUCCUUCGUCCCGAAGAAGUGGAAUUCCUGAAGUACCUCAAACAGGCAAAGGUACCGUUGAACGAGUUCGAAUUCUCGUGGAGUAAAAUCGCCGAUAUUCAACUGCAGUUGGAAAAUCUGCUGUCGAAAAACUACUUUUUGAACCAGUCCGGUAAGUUGGCGUUCAAAUCGUAUGUUCGGGCCUACGAAGGACACCACAUGAAGGAUGUAUUCAAUGUGGGUAACCUGGACUUGGUGAAGGUGGCCAAGAACUUUGGUUUCACACAACCCCCGUAUGUGGACUUUGGCAAGAGCUACAAGAUUCAGAACUCGGAUAGGCGGGCUGGCAACCGGGGGCUGGGUCACUUCAAGACGAUGAACAAGGACAAGAAGGGAGAGAUGAAGUUUAAGCACAUUAAAAACCGCAAACAACUCAAGAAGGUCGAUUACGAGUAGGCGCCUAAUGUAAGAGACGAAACAUUUCGGAAAAUAUAACUUUGUUAAGUACAA
Molecule: messenger RNA, 2023 nt
Organism: Aedes aegypti (yellow fever mosquito)
Lineage: Eukaryota; Metazoa; Arthropoda; Insecta; Diptera; Culicidae
Gene: pit
Product: probable ATP-dependent RNA helicase pitchoune
Exons: 5
Coding region: 158-1969 (603 amino acids)
Biological process (GO): maturation of LSU-rRNA from tricistronic rRNA transcript (SSU-rRNA, 5.8S rRNA, LSU-rRNA)
Cellular component (GO): nucleolus
Molecular function (GO): nucleic acid binding; ATP binding; RNA helicase activity
Source: RefSeq, a predicted model, not a curated record